GAAGAAUGCAAAUUUGUGACAAAUGCGGCAAGAAGUUUGUCCUGGAGAGUGAGUUGUCCCUCCAUCUUCAGACAGAUUGUGAGAAAAAACAUUCAGUGUAUCACAUGCAACAAGACAUUUAAGAAGCUCUGGUCCCUCCACGAGCAUAUUAAGAUCGUCCAUGGCUAUGCUGAAAAGAAGUUUUCUUGUGAAAUCUGCGAGAAGAAAUUCUACACAAUGGCCCAUGUCCGAAAACAUCUGGUUGCUCACACGAAGGAUAUGCCUUUCACUUGUGAGACGUGCGGGAAGUCAUUUAAGAGGAGUAUGUCACUGAAGGUGCACUCUUUGCAGCACUCGGGGGAGAAGCCAUUCAGAUGUGAGAACUGUGAUGAGCGUUUCCAGUACAAGUAUCAGCUGCGUUCACACAUGAGCAUCCAUAUCGGUCACAAGCAGUUCAUGUGUCAGUGGUGCGGAAAGGACUUCAACAUGAAGCAGUACUUUGAUGAACACAUGAAAACACACACUGGAGAGAAACCUUUUAUCUGUGAAAUCUGUGGCAAGAGCUUCACCAGCCGCCCAAACAUGAAACGUCACCGUAGGACCCAUACAGGAGAAAAGCCUUACCCAUGUGACGUGUGCGGCAUGCGCUUCCGCUUCUCCAACAUGCUGAAGGCUCACAAGGAGAAGUGCUUCCGGGUCACUAGUCCAGUGGGUGUUCCACCAGCCUUACAGAUUGCUCUUAACCCUUCACAAAUUGUCACCAACCUCCAAUCAGCCCACGUCCCGCCAAGCAGUCCCACGCCACCUCUGAACCUCAACGCUCUGAGUUCCUUGCCUCCACGGCCAAUCCCUCAUCCAUUUUCCCACUUGCAUCUGCAUCCGCACUCCCACGCUCACCACCUGGCAGUACCGCCAGUCCCACACCUGCCUCCACCGCCAGCUUUGUUCAAGAGCGAGGCACUGAACCACCGGGGACAGCCCGACGACAGUUUCCUACGGCACCUGGCAGAGAAGACCAGCGCAGGACAACACCAUUAA
Molecule: messenger RNA, 1017 nt
Organism: Staurois parvus
Lineage: Eukaryota; Metazoa; Chordata; Amphibia; Anura; Ranidae
Source: the annotation of a GenBank genome assembly